This is a messenger RNA of Drosophila ananassae, 2742 nucleotides long. It is a transcript of the gene CARPB, whose product is annotated as carbonic anhydrase-related protein 10. The transcript is spliced from 9 exons. The record is from RefSeq and is a predicted model, not a curated record. Gene Ontology annotation, molecular function: zinc ion binding; carbonate dehydratase activity. Lineage: Eukaryota; Metazoa; Arthropoda; Insecta; Diptera; Drosophilidae. The coding region runs from base 575 to 1558 and encodes 327 amino acids.
CAGCGCAACAGUUUUGUUUGAAGCGUCAACACGUGCGGUUCGACUUGAGCUGGCAGGUCGUCCUUUUCAACAUCGAACAGCAUUCGCGGGAAGUCGUCAGCCACUCCGAACAAGCCGUGCGCCCAAGCCGAUCCUUUCCCAUCUGACACCCAAACAGAGUGAAACUUUCAAGUACCCCGUAGAGUUCGGUGCUCCCAUCGAUCUCCCGAAAACACUGAAUUUUUUUUGUUUUUGUUGCGUGUCAGAAACCCGCCAAAGUCUAUUCCCAAGAAGUCAGGCAAUCAGUCGGGCGGCCGAAUUAAUCAAAUUAAAAGUACUUGCCGGAGCAAUUAAGCAGAAUGCCGUUCGCCCUUUAAGUUUCGCUUUGUUCGACGAUCGCACAGACGGAGGGAGGCGCCGGAGAGUCCUGGACGAGCGGAGCAGCUGAAGGCGGAAAAGCGGGCAUUGAACGGUGGCAGUCGGUGGCUCUGACAGUGGCAGUAAGUUACGGGCCAAGUUUCGCCGUAGAAGGAGCCCCAGUCGAAGGAGCCCGGAGGAGUCCGAGUGCCGGAGAAUAACUCAGCGCUUAUGAAAUAUGGAGCUGCUGCAGGCCCUCUGCUGCACGCUGCUCCUGCUCCUGGCCCGGAUGCAAGUUCUGCUCGCCGUCAGCUGGGAGGAUUGGUGGACAUACGAUGGCAUCUCAGGACCCGCCUUCUGGGGCCUCAUCAAUCCGGAGUGGUCACUCUGCAACAAGGGUCGCCGCCAGUCCCCGGUGAAUCUCGAGCCUCAGCGUCUCCUCUUCGACCCUAAUUUGCGGCCCAUGCACAUUGACAAGCACAGAAUAUCCGGAUUAAUAACCAACACGGGCCACAGCGUCAUCUUCACGGCUGGAAACGACACGGUCGCCAACUACGACGGAAUGCAGACCCCGGUGAACAUCUCGGGCGGGCCGCUCUCAUACCGCUACCGGUUCCACGAAAUCCACAUGCACUACGGACUCAACGACCAAUUCGGAUCGGAGCACAGCGUCGAGGGGUACACUUUCCCGGCGGAGAUACAAAUAUUCGGCUACAACUCCCAGCUGUACGCCAACUUCUCAGAUGCCCUUAAUCGCGCCCAGGGCAUCGUCGGCGUCUCCAUUCUCCUGCAGCUGGGCGACCUCUCCAACCCGGAGCUGCGCAUGCUCACCGAUCAGCUGGAGCGGAUCCGGUACGGGGGCGACGAGGCCUUCGUGAAACGGCUCUCCAUCCGGGGCCUGCUCCCGGACACGGACCACUACAUGACCUACGACGGCUCCACCACGGCCCCGGCCUGCCACGAGACAGUCACCUGGGUGGUCCUGAACAAGCCCAUCUACAUCACCAAGCAACAGCUACACGCCCUGCGCCGCCUGAUGCAGGGCAGCCCCGACCACCCUAAGGCGCCCCUGGGCAACAACUACCGGCCGCCCCAGCCGCUGCUGCACCGGCCCAUCCGCACGAACAUUGACUUCAAGACGUCGAAGGCGAACGGCAAGGCCGCCUGCCCCACCAUGUACCGCGAGGUGUACUACAAAGCCACCAGUUGGAAACAAAACUAAAAGUCAGCUACGUAACUGCGCGACGUGACGUUACGCAGCGUAAUGUACCGUGGGCGUAUGACGUAAGCAGCGAGCGACGUAAGGCGUGCAACAGGAGCUUCCACUAACCAUACAUAUAAAAGACGGAGGAGAAGGACACGAAGGGCAAUGGUCGCUGGCGGAAGGAGAGGACGUGGCCAUCAUGGCGACCGGAAACACAGACACAGACACAGACACACACUCACACGUACACACACACACACCCAUUCGUAGGCAAAGAGAGGAGGAGGAUCAGGAGGAGGAAAGUAUUUAUAGCGACUACAAUUACGAUAAUUAGCAUUAAAUGUGCAUUUUUUUGUCAAGCCCUCUGACGCUCUAGAAACAAAUCCAAUCACACCUUGAUUGUAGUCAAAGGUUUUUUUAAGUGUAUGCAUAGCGUAAGUGCCGAGAACAUAGCGAGUUAGUAUCUACCGGCAUAUCUAUUGCGCAACCCCACUACCUAGAGUACUGUAAAGUUAGAGAGCUAGGCUACAAAGAAGAUCAAAAGAUGUUGCAGUCACUCCGUGCUGCAGAGCCCACCCGACGACCUAGUCAGACUAGGACUAGGAUCGGGGGACACAGGACUUCGAGUAGGACCUACUUGUAUUCCCCCCCAUCGUGUGUAUAGAACGGCUUGGGCUGGGGCUUGGGGUGUGCGUGUGUUGAGGAGGAUAUAUGAACCAUUGAUGGCUUGUUUCUGGCUCUUUUUAAGGACUUCUGGCUCAAAAAAAGGCUUCGGGGCUUAGCACUCCCGAGCAUUUAAAUGCAAUUUCAAAAUUAUGAAUUUCGGGCGUUUUUAACACAUAAUCCCGAUGUAGAUACAGCGAGGCAGGGCUGCCGCAAAUGCGUGCAUUUUGCAUUUUAAAUGCACUUGACCGCAGUUGCCAUCGCAGUGAGCCACGCCCCCGGCCACAUCCUCCCGGGGAGGACCUUAUCAAGCCGGCUCAACCAGGACAGCCCAGACAAGCAGGACAAGCAGGGCAGCCAGGACAGCCGGGACAGCCAGGAUAGCCAGGACAGGCGGGGCGAGUGGCAACCCACCCGGGACCGUCAGGCUGUCCCUUAUCGAACGCAAAUGCAACAUGAAACCACAAAAUCUGUUGUGGUUAUUUAAAAUCACGUUUAAAUACGAAAGUGCAGCUUCGGUUUGGGCGUUCGGGGGGCGG